This is a messenger RNA of Fraxinus pennsylvanica, 3516 nucleotides long. NCBI's taxonomy places the organism in Eukaryota, Viridiplantae, Streptophyta, Magnoliopsida, Lamiales, Oleaceae. The record is from the annotation of a GenBank genome assembly.
AUGGCGGCGGAGAAACUACGCGAUUUGAGUCAGCCCAUUGAUGUUGCUUUACUCGAUGCCACUGUUGCCGCUUUCUAUGGCACCGGAUCUAAAGAAGAGAGGACUACUGCAGACCAUAUCUUGCGAGAUAUGCAAAGUAAUCCCGAUAUGUGGCUUCAAGUUGUUCACAUUCUAUCUAACACGCAGAACUUGAAUACCAAAUUUUUCGCUUUGCAGGUUCUAGAAGGUGUUAUCAAGUAUAGAUGGAAUGCUUUGCCCGUAGAACAACGAGAUGGCAUGAAAAACUAUAUUUCUGAAGUUAUAGUUAAGCUUUCAAGUGACGAGUUCUCAUUUCGGCGGGAAAGGCUGUAUGUCAACAAGCUAAAUACUUCAUUGGUUCAGAUUUUGAAGCAUGAGUGGCCAGCCAGGUGGCAAAGUUUUGUUCCCGACUUAGUUGCAGCUGCAAAAACAAGUGAAACUAUAUGUGAGAAUUGCAUGGCUAUACUGAAACUUCUAAGUGAAGAGGUCUUCGACUUUUCAAGAGGUGAAAUGACUCAACAGAAGAUUAAAGAGUUGAAACAAUCACUAAACAGUGAAUUCAAGCUUAUUCACGAGUUAUGCUUAUACGUACUAUCGGCAUCUCAAAGAGCGGAGCUUAUCAGGGCUACUCUGGCGACAUUGCAUGCAUUCCUUUCAUGGAUUCCUCUGGGCUAUAUAUUUGAAUCACCACUGCUUGAAACACUCCUUAAAUCUUUCCCCGUACCGGCUUAUCGGAAUCUUGCCCUUCAAUGCCUGACUGAGGUUGCUGCUCUCAGUUUUGGGGAAUUCUAUAACAUGCAGUAUGCUAAAAUGUAUAGCAUAUUCAUGAUGCAAUUGCAGGAUAUUCUCCCUCCCAGCACCAAUAUUCCGGAGGCUUACUUGAGUGGCAGCACUGAGGAGCAGGCAUUUAUUCAAAACUUGGCUUUGUUUUUCACGUCAUUUUAUAAGUCUCAUAUUAGAGUGCUGGAAUCUACUCCAGAGAACAUAAAUGUGCUAUUAAUGGGUCUUGAGUAUCUCAUUAAUAUCUCAUAUGUGGAUGACACUGAAGUUUUUAAGGUUUGCUUGGACUAUUGGAACUCCUUGGUUCUAGAGCUGUUUGAAUCACCUCAUAAUCUGGACAAUCCUGCAGUAGCUGCAAACAUGAUGGGGUUGCAGAUGCCAAUGUUUCCGGGUAUGGUUGAUGGACUUGGUUCACAAAUCAUGCAAAGGCGACAACUUUAUGCUGUUCCAUUGUCGAAGUUGAGAUCGCUUAUGAUAUGUCGCAUGGCGAAGCCAGAAGAAGUUCUCAUUGUUGAAGAUGAAAAUGGAAAUAUAGUUCGUGAAACUAUGAAAGACAAUGAUGUCCUCCUGCAAUAUAAGAUAAUGAAGGAAACACUGAUCUACUUGGCACACCUUGAUCACGAGGAUACUGAAAAGCAGAUGUUAGAAAAAUUAAGCAAACAAUCAAAUGGAGAGGAUUAUACCUGGAACAACCUCAACACAUUGUGUUGGGCAAUUGGGUCUAUAUCUGGGUCAAUGGUUGAGGAGCAGGAAAAUAGAUUUCUUGUGAUGGUGAUUCGUGAUUUGUUGAACCUCUGUGAAAUCACCAAGGGGAAAAAUAACAAAGCCGUUAUUGCUAGUAAUAUAAUGUAUGUGGUCGGGCAGUACCCGAGAUUUCUGAGGGCCCACUGGAAGUUCUUGAAAACAGUUGUGAAUAAGUUGUUUGAGUUCAUGCAUGAAACACACCCAGGAGUUCAGGACAUGGCCUGUGACACAUUCUUGAAAAUUGUUCAGAAGUGCAAGCGUAAAUUUGUUAUUAUACAGGUGGGGGAAAAUGAACCUUUUGUAUCGGAACUCUUGACAAGCCUUGCGGUGACUAUUGUAGAUCUUGAGCCUCAUCAGAUUCAUUCUUUCUAUGAAUCCGUUGGCCAUAUGAUUCAAGCAGAAUCUGAUCCACAGAAGAGGGAGGAAUAUUUACAGAGAUUGAUGCAGCUUCCUAAUCAGAAAUGGGCUGAAAUUAUAGGACAGGCCCGCCAGAGUGUGGACUUCUUGAAAGAUCCUGAUGUCAUAAGGGCAGUGCUUAAUAUAUUGCAGACAAAUACUAGUGCUUCCAUUUCUCUUGGAACAUAUUUCUUGUCACAGAUUACCCUGAUUUUCUUGGACAUGCUCAAUGUGUACAGAAUGUACAGUGAGCUUAUAUCUACUAGCAUUGCUCAAGGAGGGCCGUAUGCCUCCAGAACAUCUGUUGUAAAGCUUCUACGCUCGGUCAAGAGGGAAACACUUAAGCUCAUAGAGACGUUUCUAGACAAAGCUGAAGAUCAACCACAAAUUGGGAAGCAAUUUGUGCCUCCAAUGAUGGACCCAGUACUUGGUGACUAUGCCCGAAACUUGCCUGAUGCUAGAGAGUCUGAAGUUCUUUCUCUUUUUGCCACAAUCAUAAACAAAUACAAGGGGACAAUGAUUGAGGAUGUUCCUCGCAUUUUUGAAGCUGUUUUCCAGUGUACUCUGGAGAUGAUUACAAAGAACUUUGAAGAUUAUCCCGAGCAUCGGCUCAAGUUCUUUUCACUACUUCGUGCUAUCGCUGCUCAUUGUUUUCCUUCUUUGGUUCAAUUGUCCAGUGAGCAAUUAAAGCUUGUGAUGGAUUCUAUCAUUUGGGCUUUCCGGCACACUGAGCGAAAUGUUGCGGAAACUGGACUAAACCUUCUAUUGGAGAUGCUGAAGAACUUUCAGGUUUCUGAGUUCUGUAAUCAGUUCUACCGGAGUUAUUUUUUGACAAUUGAGCAAGAAAUUUUUGCUGUUUUGACGGACACCUUUCACAAACCUGGAUUCAAAUUGCACGUACUGGUGCUGCAGCUCUUAUUUUGCCUGGUGGAAUCUGGUGCCUUGAGCGAGCCUUUAUGGGAUGUCUCAACAGUUCCUUAUCCGAAUAAUGGUUUUUUUGUCCGUGAAUACACCAUCAAACUUUUGAGUACUUCCUUCCCCAAUAUGACAACAGCCGAGGUGACCCAAUUUGUGAACGGACUCUUUGAGUCACGAACUGACCUUUCAACUUUCAAGAAUCACAUACGAGAUUUUCUGGUGCAAUCAAAAGAAUUUUCAGCCCAGGACAACAAAGAUCUCUAUGCGGAGGAAGCUGCUGCUCAGCGAGAAAGGGAGCGACAACCAUCAGGGAUUUUUAACUUAAACAAGGGUUGGUCACUUAGAGUUCACUCCCUAAAUAAUAUCAAGUGGAGGCGCCACGCCCAGGAACCAUGGAUUUGCUGCUCAAGGAAACAUUUGUCGGGUGUAGAAUCUUCAAAUGACGGACCCAAAACCUGUAAAUUUUUAAAAGCAGAGAAUUACAAGUUUGCUGUUGGAACGUGUGCAAAUGGAUGCUUUGGUUACUCUGGUGCUGAAGCCAGUAAUGUCCCGUACUGCUGUGAGCCUGUGACAAAGCACAAGCGAUGGCAUCCAAAUACGAAAGAGUCGGCUUUCUUGUACAAUAUCUGGUAUGGCAUGAGAAAAUCAAGCUUUUCUUGA